AUGGCGGACUUGGCGGGUAAACGUGAGUUCGACAGAGAAAAAGAAGGUGUAGAUCAGGGAGUUAAAAAGAUUAAAUCCGACUCUGGGAACGGCGCAGAGGCUGCAGGAGAAUCUGGAAGCACAAACAUCCUGUCAGCUUUCCAAACGUCCGCCGUGCUGGGCGACUCUGCCCGGGAGAAGAACAUCUUCCUCCAUGGAAAGAUGUGCGGCCAGGACGCCGUGGUGAUCCUGGAGAAGACUCCGAUCAGAGAGGACGUCCUGGAGGAGCUGCUGAGAAGCUCCAGCCUCACUCUGGACAUGAAGAACGACAUCUACAGCACGUACCGGCUGCAGGCGGCGCCGCACCUCAACGAGAUCAAGGCCACGGUGGUGUGUCCGGCCACAGAGAAGCACGUGAAGAAGUACCAGCGUCAGGAGAGCUUCCUGGUGGAGGAGACGGCCGAGGACUACCGCUGCAUCACGCUGCCCUACAUCCAGAGGCAGAGCUUCAGCCUGCAGUGGGUUCUCAACAUCCUGGAGAAGAAGGCCGAGGCGGACAGGAUCGUGUUCGAGGAUCCUGACCCGGACGUCGGCUUCGUCCUCCUGCCGGACUUCAAGUGGGAUCAGAAGCAGGUGGAGGAUCUGUACCUGGUCGCCAUCGUCCAUCCGAGGGGCAUCAGGAGCCUCCGGGACCUGACGGCGGCUCACCUCCCCCUGCUGCAGAACAUCCUCCAGAAAGGAAAGGAGGCGAUCCUGCGGCGCUACCAGCUGCCGGCCAGCAAGCUGCGGGUGUACCUGCACUACCAGCCCUCCUACUACCACCUGCACGUGCACUUCACCCGGCUGGGCUACGAGGCGCCGGGCUGCGGCGUGGAGCGCGCCCACCUGCUGCCCGACGUCAUCCAGAACCUGCAGGCCCGGCCCGAGCACUACCAGACCCGGACGCUGCACUUCCCCCUGAGGGCCGACGACGGCCUGCUGCAGCAGUUCAGGGAGGCGCAGAGACUCUGAGGGACUCUGAGGGACUCUGAGGGACUAUGGGGGACCAUCUUAGACCUGUUUCCAGUCCCUCAUGGGUUUUUUUAAAUGUCCACAGGAUGGUUUGAAGAUGGGCUCAUGCUGCGUUCAGGUUGCCUCAGAAAAAACUGUGUUAGUUUGAGAACCGUGAUGAAGUGGAUUUAUCUUCAGAGGACAGAAACGCUGAGGGGGAAUGUUUGAAAUGUUUCAGCAGUGUAACGAGAAAAUCCGUUUUUUAUCCUGUUAUUUUUUAUUUUUAUUUGCAACUUAUUUCCAAAACAACUCAUAAACUCCUUUAUUCAGAAUAUUCAGAAUGGAAGAAAAAUGGUGCAAGUUAAAGAAAACGGACCAAAAAUUUGAAACAGAAAAUGUUUAAAGCAGAUAAACAUUUUAAAGAUAUUUAAAAUGGCUAAAAUCACUGAAACAACGUAUUAGGGGGGAAAAUGUCUGAAAACGCUUGAAAAUUAAGCUUGAAGUGGGUUUUUUUAGUAAUUAAAAAUUGGAAAUAGUAGUUCUGACAGUUUUUUUAAAGUCUAAACAUAUUGAACAUCAUGAGCUGUUCUAUCAUUUCAAACUGUUUCCUGGAAACUGUCGAAGCGUGUCUUUAGAGAAGACUCGGGCUUUUCCGUCAGGUUUAUAUGUUGGUGAUUCGUCCAACUCGUAGUUUGUUAAUUUCACUCAU
Salarias fasciatus (jewelled blenny) is the source of this 1678-nucleotide messenger RNA. It is a transcript of the gene dcps, whose product is annotated as decapping enzyme, scavenger. Gene Ontology annotation, molecular function: hydrolase activity; RNA 7-methylguanosine cap binding. The coding region runs from base 1 to 990 and encodes 329 amino acids. The record is from RefSeq and is a predicted model, not a curated record. Gene Ontology annotation, cellular component: nucleus; P-body. NCBI's taxonomy places the organism in Eukaryota, Metazoa, Chordata, Actinopteri, Blenniiformes, Blenniidae. The transcript is spliced from 6 exons. Gene Ontology annotation, biological process: deadenylation-dependent decapping of nuclear-transcribed mRNA.